Messenger RNA from Batrachochytrium dendrobatidis JAM81, 1748 nucleotides. RefSeq lists its product as uncharacterized. Gene Ontology annotation, molecular function: medium-chain fatty acid-CoA ligase activity. Gene Ontology annotation, biological process: fatty acid metabolic process. The record is from RefSeq and is a predicted model, not a curated record. NCBI's taxonomy places the organism in Eukaryota, Fungi, Chytridiomycota, Chytridiomycetes, Rhizophydiales. The coding region runs from base 72 to 1733 and encodes 553 amino acids. The transcript has 6 exons.
CAACCAUCAAGUAACAGUACAGGGUUUGACAUUGAAUCAACUGACUUGGCUUAGCUUCUACUUUAAGUAGAAUGAGUCUAUUAAGAAUGCAGACAUUUCAUCGACUACUGGUCAACACAACACAAAAAAGCCCGAGUCCAACCUUGUUGAAACACUUGGAUAUAAGAAGCCGAUUUCCAAGUGUCUGGAGGAGCAGCGCAUCAACUCUUCGCUACCAACCACUAUCAACUAUUUUCUGCCAACAAGUAUCAUUCCCAGAUAUUGGUCUGUUUCGCACUGCGGUUUCCAACAUAUCCAAAAUAGCCAUUGCGAUUCCAUCCAAUAACAAUACAUCGAAUUCAAGCAAGACUGAAGCCCAUUCAACAUGUGAACAGUUUUCAUAUGGCGAUCUGCUCCAUGAUACUGUGAUAAUACAGAGCCUACUGCUAUAUGCAAACAAAAAGACUCGUUCAAAAAUCAGCGAUCUCAAGGAACAGCGAGUGGCAUAUCUGAUGCCUAGAGGAUAUGACUAUGUGAAAUGCAUGUCUGGGAUUUGGGCCGCAGGAGGAAUUGCUGUUCCGUUAUGCUCAUCCCAUCCUGUUCAAGAAUUAAGCUAUACAAUCCAAGAUUCGGGUGCAGAAAUUGUCUUGUACCAUUCCACAUUCAAUGAUCGGAUUACCGACCUAAAACGGCAGCUUCCAAAUAUUCAAUGGAUUUCAUCUAACGAGCUUACAUUAUAUCAAAAACCUAAAGCUAUUGACGUGGAGCUUCAAGAUUUUGAUAUGUCUAGGGGAGCAAUGUUGAUUUACACCAGGCAUGGGAUCAUAAAUGCAUUACUUUGUGCAUUAUGGUCCGGUGCGACUUGUGAGUUUACUGCAGACUCAAAAUUUAAUGCCAAGGAUAUAUGGCAAAGAUGGGAGUGCUCACAGCGAGAUCUAACUCUUUUCAUGGCUGUGCCAACCAUUUAUGCCAAGCUUGCUGCAUCUUUUGAAGAAAUGAGUGUCGAAAAACAAAAUGAAUGCGCACAGAUAUGUAAACAGUUUCGGGUCAUGGUCAGUGGAUCAAGUGCACUUCCUACAUCUCUAUUUCAGCAAUGGGAAAAAAUCACUGACCAUAGGUUGCUAGAAAGAUAUGGAAUGACAGAGGUUGGUAUGGCUUUGGGAAAUCCACUGGAGGGGCCACGUAUUCCUGGAGAAGUAGGCAACGUACUUCCAGGCGUUCAAAUCAUGCUUCAAUCGCCCUCCACCUCUGCUGACAUCACGCACAUACCUGAUGAGCCAGGCUCACUUCUCAUUAGAGGACCGCAAGUUUUUUCUAGGUAUUGGAACAAACCUGACACGACUCUUGAAUCUUUUGUUGAGCCAGGACAUUGGUUUAAAACGGGUGAUGUAGCGUGCAGAACUCAAACUGGCACAUUCAAAAUUCUCGGUCGUGCUAGCAUGGAUAUUAUUAAAACAGGUGGAUUUAAAGUAUCUGCGUUGGAUAUUGAACGUGAAUUGUAUGAUCAUCCAGAUAUUGAGGAAGUAGCAGUUGUCGGUGUACCGGAUCCCGAGUGGGGAGAACGAGUGGGUGCUAUUGUUGUUCAAAAGAACAAGACUCGGACCAUUACACUCGAUUGCCUUCGAUCGUGGCUUACAUCUCGUCUUGCAUCCUACAAGAUCCCAACAAAGUUGGUGUUCAUUGAAGAGAUACCUCGAAAUACCAUGGGCAAGGUAGACAAAAAGCAGCUCAUCAAGCUAUUCUCCACAGAAUAAAGCAUUGUUUUGAAA